Messenger RNA from Neoarthrinium moseri, 771 nucleotides. RefSeq lists its product as uncharacterized. The coding region runs from base 1 to 771 and encodes 256 amino acids. The record is from RefSeq and is a predicted model, not a curated record. Gene Ontology annotation, cellular component: zeta DNA polymerase complex. NCBI's taxonomy places the organism in Eukaryota, Fungi, Ascomycota, Sordariomycetes, Amphisphaeriales, Apiosporaceae. The transcript has 2 exons.
AUGCCAUACUCGGCCCAGUCGCAACCCAUGAGCGUCACCCUCGCUCAAGCCUCUCAUCUCCUCGUCUCCUUCACGCACUUCCUGACCGUGGCAAUUCACAAUGUUCUCUUCUACCGCAACCUGUACCCGGCCACCACCUUCCUCACCACCCGCGUGUACAACCUGCCUGUCCACCAGUCUCGCCACCCCAAGGUCUGUUCCUGGAUCCGCGACGCCGUCGACGCCAUCAAGGCCCAGCUGGUCCAAGGCUCGGUGCAACGCAUCGCCAUCGUGGUCCACGGGCCCGACGCCGCCGUGCUGGAGCGCUGGAUGAUCGACGUGGCAGCGUUCCCGGCCUUCACGGGCGUCAAGGAGCCGAGGGGCAACCGAAGAGAUGAGGAGGACGACGGGCUCGGGGCGCCGGAGGCACGCGACGGGAACCGGGAGGGCGGCAUCAAUUGGACGAAUGUCGACGAGGCGUUUCGUGGCGCGGUAAGAAGGAUGGCGUUUGCCGGAGAGAAGAUGGGUCCCCUGCCAGGGGGCUGCAGUUUCACCAUCGCCGUCGAGUUGAGGGAGGAUGGCGAGCCGCCUAUCGGAUAUCCGCAGCAUUGGAUCCCGACAGAACGAAAUCUGCAGACGCAAUCCUCGCAGAGGCCAGAGGCAGGGGAGGAUGUUGGUGGUGCAAAGACAACGCCGCUGAGAUCGGUCGAAGCUGGCCCCCUUUUCUUUGAAUGCUGGGUUGAGGAGGGAAAAGCGAAGUAUGAACCUGCAGUUUCUAGCGCAUCGUCAUGA